AUGCUGAAAGCGUCUACAUCAAUGAGUCGUUCUCUCGACAAAAGGCUCGAUAAGCAAUCGCAAUCCGACAGUCAAGAACUUUUUAAACCCGGUGACGUAAUUAAAGAGUCUAAUGGCACUACAAUACAACACACCAGUAGUGAUUCUCCGGACAACAAAACUUCCGAUAAAUUGGAUAGCCCAACAUCGGCUUCAACACCCAACGAUUCAUCCGAAAUGAGUUCACUAUCAGAAUCACCAUCCUUAUUGCAAGAUGAUUCAAAGCUUAAAAUGUCUAACAUCACAGCUACUAGCAUCACGUCUGAAGAAGAUGAAUCAUCGUCGAAAAUGGAUGAAUCCGAAAAUAAUCGAAUGUGUAAAAAAAGACGUUGGGAUGAGCGUGACCAUAAUGGAAAUGAAGACGACGGUAAACACGAUGAAAAUGAUAAACCACGGGUUGAAGUUCAAGAAGAUUUAAAAGAUAUUGAAAUAGAUUUUGUACAAUUGAGAGAUCAACUCUAUCGUGAACAAAUUCAAGAACUUGAUAAAGAAAUUGCAGAGAUAAAACAAG
Messenger RNA from Scutellospora calospora, 550 nucleotides. Lineage: Eukaryota; Fungi; Glomeromycota; Glomeromycetes; Diversisporales; Gigasporaceae. The record is from the annotation of a GenBank genome assembly.